Molecule: messenger RNA, 1568 nt
Organism: Myotis myotis
Lineage: Eukaryota; Metazoa; Chordata; Mammalia; Chiroptera; Vespertilionidae
Product: heterogeneous nuclear ribonucleoprotein D-like
Biological process (GO): regulation of gene expression
Cellular component (GO): nucleoplasm
Molecular function (GO): poly(A) binding; poly(G) binding
Source: RefSeq, a predicted model, not a curated record
AUGAUGGAACAGCACCCCCAGAUGCUACAAACAGUGAGAGUGCAACCUGGCAGCCCAGCAUUGCUAUCCAGAGUCGUCGCUAAGCCAAAGCCACCUGGCACAGCCCAGUGCUGCCUCAAUGGAGAAAACCAGGGGGACAUCACAGGAAAUAUGGGCAAAGCCGUGGAGACACCGCAUGGUCUCACACCUCACCGGGGCUACCAUAAUCCUGCCUUAUUCGGGAAUAAUUUGGUGGGGAGCAAUGAAGUCAGUGGGAUAUUAAAGACUGCCUGGCUCUUCCGCCGCCAUUUUAAAUCCGGCUCCAUACAACGCUCCGCCGCCGCGGCCGCGACUCGAACUGCGCGCCAGCACCCGCCGGCUGACAACGCCGCGGCCAUGGAGGACGUGAACGAGUACAGCAAUAUGGAGGAGGUCGCAGAGGGAUCCAAGAUCAACGCGAGCAAGAAUCAGCAGGAUGACGGUAAAAUGUUUAUUGGAGGCUUGAGCUGGGACACAAGCAAGAAAGAUCUGACUGAGUACUUGUCUCGAUUUGGGGAAGUUGUAGACUGCACCAUUAAAACAGAUCCAGUCACUGGACGAUCAAGAGGAUUUGGAUUUGUGCUUUUCAAAGAUGCUGCUAGUGUUGAUAAGGUUUUGGAACUGAAGGAACACACGGAUGGCAAAUUGAUAGAUCCCAAAAGGGCCAAAGCUUUAAAAGGGAAGGAGCCCCCCAAAAAGGUUUUUGUGGGUGGAUUGAGCCCAGAUACUUCUGAAGAACAAAUUAAAGAAUAUUUUGGAGCCUUUGGAGAGAUUGAAAAUAUUGAACUUCCCAUGGAUACAAAAACAAAUGAAAGAAGAGGUUUUUGUUUUAUCACAUAUACAGAUGAGGAGUCAGUAAAGAAAUUGUUAGAAAGCAGAUAUCAUCAAAUUGGUUCUGGGAAGUGUGAAAUCAAAGUUGCCCAACCCAAAGAGGUAUAUAGGCAACAACAGCAACAACAAAAGGGAGGAAGAGGUGCUGCAGCUGGUGGAAGAGGUGGUACUAGGGGUCGAGGCCGAGGUCAGGGCCAAAACUGGAACCGAGGAUUUAAUAACUAUUAUGAUCAAGGAUAUGGAAAUUACAAUAGUGCCUAUGGUGGUGAUCAAAACUAUAGUGGCUAUGGCGGCUAUGAUUAUACUGGGUAUAACUAUGGGAACUAUGGAUAUGGACAGGGAUAUGCAGACUACAGUGGCCAACAGAGCACUUAUGGCAAGGCGUCUCGAGGGGGAGGCAAUCACCAAAAUAAUUAUCAGCCAUACUAAAGGAGGACAUUGGAGAAAACAGGAGGAGAUUGCUAAAGUAACCCAUCUGUCAGGACGCCAUUGAAGAUUGAUCUUCUCUUGCUCUAAGAUGAUUAUUUUGUAAAAGACUUUCUAGUGUAUAAGACACAACUGUGUCCAACUGUAUAUAGCCGCCAAUUAGUUUUCUUUGUUUUUACUUUGCCUUUUGCUAUCUGUGUUAUGAUUCAAUGUGGAUUUGUGUUUAUACAAAUUUUAUUUGUAUGAUUUCAUGUUAAACCUCAAAUAAAUGCUUCCUUAUGUGAAAAAAAAAA